Messenger RNA from Glycine soja, 1121 nucleotides. Its product is annotated as myb-related protein 305-like. Lineage: Eukaryota; Viridiplantae; Streptophyta; Magnoliopsida; Fabales; Fabaceae. Gene Ontology annotation, biological process: regulation of DNA-templated transcription. The coding region runs from base 64 to 864 and encodes 266 amino acids. The record is from RefSeq and is a predicted model, not a curated record. The transcript is spliced from 3 exons. Gene Ontology annotation, cellular component: nucleus. Gene Ontology annotation, molecular function: sequence-specific DNA binding; DNA-binding transcription factor activity.
AGUACCAUAGAAUUUGGAAGACAAAGUUUACCUAAUUAAGAGCCAAACUUAAAAACUUUUUGUAUGUAUUGGGAAGUUAUGGCAGGAAACAUGGGGUGGAGUGUGAUAAUAGAAGAGGAGGGAUGGAGGAAGGGACCUUGGACUUCUGAGGAGGACAGAUUGCUCAUUCAGUAUGUCAAGUUCCAUGGUGAAGGCAGAUGGAACUCUGUUGCUAGGCUUGCAGGACUGAAAAGAAAUGGGAAAAGCUGCAGAUUGAGAUGGGUGAAUUACCUGAGGCCAGACCUCAAGAAGGGUCACAUAACACCACAAGAAGAAAGCAUAAUUCAAGAGCUGCAUGCUAGGUGGGGAAACAGGUGGUCAACAAUUGCAAGAAGCUUGCCAGGAAGAACUGAUAAUGAGAUAAAGAACUAUUGGAGGACUCACUUCAAGAAAAAGACUAAAACCCCCUCUGAUGCUGCUGAGAAGGCGAGAAUCCGUUCCUCGAGGAGGCAACAAUUUCAACAGCAACAGCAGCAGUUGAAGCAGCAGCAGGUUCAGCAGCAGCAACAACAACAACAACAAUUCCAAUUCAACUUGGACAUGAAAGGGAUCAUAAACUUGCUUGAGGAAAAUAACCAUAGAGUGCCUUCUAUAUCUCAAGAGGCACAAGAAAUGGCCAGCAUGUACCCUAACACUUCAGAACAGCAGGACUACUUCUACUCUAUGUUCAAUGUCAAUGACAAUAAUGUCUCUGCACCUGAGUGCUUAAACGAAGAAAUUUUGUGGGAUGGACUGUGGAACUUGGACGAUGUUCUUUGCAAUUUCAAUGCAGCUAGUGCCACAAGCAAAGCUAGUUUACAUAAUUUAGUUGCUCCUUUCUGUUAAAGGUUUUAUUUAGCCUUCAAAAUUGUUAGGAAGAAUAUUAGUACUAAUGUGAGUCACGGCUUGAUAAAGCUCCAAAAUCUUGGAGCUUAGAGUUUUUUUUUAUCAUUAAAUGUUACUUGUUAGUUUUUGUUAGUGAGAAAUUUAAACUCACAACCUCUCCGCUCCUCCUUGAAGCUUAGAGUUAGGGUAGUGAAUGAUAUUCUGAAGGCGUGUUAUUGUGUAACCCAUUAAUAAAGUGUCUCGAUUUUGCUUAUAAA